AUACGAUGCUGCAUUUCAGUGCUUAUCAAGAGUCAAGAGUGAAUGUGUCGCCACUCAAAGCAGAAGCAUAAUAAAUAUUACAGACAAAGUCAUAAUUAUUGCAAACAGAAAAAGUGUGCAUUCUCUCGAUGAAGUACACGCAUGCAAAGAUUAAUUGGUGAAAUUCUCAGCAUUUUUUUUCAACAAUUUUUUCCAAAAUAAAAGCAAUGCUUGAGUGCUUCAUUGUAACCUUUGCCUUGGUGGGCAUACUCACCGCUGUGAUAUACACUUUUCUAGCGUGGAAUUUAAGCUAUUGGCAAAAGCGUGGUAUAAAGCAGGCAAAAUCUUACGCCCUCAUUGGUUCGUUUCCUAACAUAUUUUCACAAAAACAAAAUAUUGCCUAUGAUAUUGAUGAAAUUUACAGAGCUAACAAAAGUGAUGACAAUUUUAUUGGCGUUUUAAUGAUGCGUACCCCAAAGCUGCUUAUAUUAAACCCUGUGUGUGUGCAAAAAAUUUUGGUUAGCGAUUUUAAACAUUUUCACGACAACGAAAUGUCAAAAUCGGUGGAUGAAAAGAGUGACUUUAUCUUGGCCAACAACCCAUUUGUUUUAACUGGUGAGAAGUGGAAAGAGCGGAGAGUUGAAAUUGUGCCUGGAUUGACAGCGAAUAGAAUCAAAGUCGUCUAUUCAAUAACAACCGAUGUAUGUCACCGAUUGACCCAUUACAUUAGAGAGCAAAGUAAAAUGAGUUCCUCAACUGGCUUAGAUGCGGAUGAGCUCUGUCUACGUUACACUUCCGAGGUGGUCAGCGAAUGUGUACUGGGCAUCCGAGCGAAUAGUCUUAGCGAUGAAUCAACGCCAAUUUAUGCGAAUACGAAAAAAAUAUUCAGUCAUACCUACAUAUUUCGACUGUAUCAACUCAUUACCGGCUUUUUCCCAGCAGUGCAAAAUUUUUAUAAAAUGCGUUUUUUCCCCAAGGAUGUUGAGGAGUUUUUCAUCAAUUUAAUGCAGAAGACUAUAGAUUUGAGACGUAAGCAAAAUCUGGAUAGUGGUGACAUUAUUAAUUAUUUGCUGCAACUACAAGAGAAGAGAAAUUUGUCAACACCGGAACUUACGUCACAUGCCAUGACAUUUUUGACAGAUGGCUUUUUGACAACUGCAACAGCUAUCUCACAUUGUUUGUUGUUGCUGGCACGACACCAGAAUAUACAAAAUAUGUUACGUCAAGAGAUUACUAAAAAUUUAGAUGACAAGAGUAAUUUGAGCUUCGAGACACUCUCUGAGCUGCCUUACUUAGAUGCGUGCUUACAUGAGGCUCUCAGAAUUUUCUCACCUAUACUCUUCAACAAAAAGCUUUGUACAAGUCCUUGUGAACUUGUAAAUAAAGAUGGUAGCAUUUUGAAAGUGAGGACGAAUGAUAUCAUCAUGAUUCCCACACACUCAAUACAUCACGAUGAGAGUAUUUAUGAGGAGCCCGAGAAGUUCAAGCCAGAACGAUUUAUGCCAGAGAAUGGUGGCUUAAAAAGCUAUCGUGAGAGAGGCGCAUACUUAGCUUUCGGCGAUGGACCGCGUGUGUGUUUGGGUGUAAGAUUCGCCCUGACUCAGAGCAAAGCUGCUAUUGCUGAACUCAUAAGGAAUUUCAUAAUCAAACCAAAUCCAAAAACGCGCGCUGAUAACACUUUAAACAGGAAAAGCUUUUUCGGCAGUUUGGAAGGGGGUAUUUGGCUUGAUUUCGAGGCAAUCAAUUCAAAUUAAUGAGAAAUAUUGUGUCAACAUUUUCCUACUGGGUUGCUAAACAUAACCCCCUCCGCCAUUUUUCUCAAGGCCAUUAAUUUGUCAGUAAAAGCUCAUAUGUAUAAUGACAAUUGCUAUAGAAAUGACUGCCAGUAUUAAUUGCUGUCAUAUUAAGUGGAGCCAAGCAAACCCUAUCGCCGAUGCCGCCAUUGCCGCCUGCCACACGUCACAUGCCACGCAAGCCACAGUAGACAGACAGGCGACUGGAGCGCUGCCAUGGGCAAGCUUGGCAGGCUUAUGUGUGGGCUUUUAAAUAGCUGAUGAAAAUCCUUAUUACGCGAUAAAAUACAAAUUAUUCUUUUGUUAUUUUCCUAUGUGUAAAGGAAUUAUAAGAACAGCGUGAUAUCAGGACAGCGGGAUAAUGAUGUGUGAAAUGUAUGGCCAAUUUUUUAAUUUUAUUGUAUUGACGUGAGUACAUGCAUAGAUAUAAAUGAAAGAAUUAACUAGG
Ceratitis capitata (Mediterranean fruit fly) is the source of this 2220-nucleotide messenger RNA. RefSeq names its product probable cytochrome P450 28d1. Lineage: Eukaryota; Metazoa; Arthropoda; Insecta; Diptera; Tephritidae. The record is from RefSeq and is a predicted model, not a curated record. The transcript has 9 exons. Gene Ontology annotation, molecular function: heme binding; monooxygenase activity; oxidoreductase activity, acting on paired donors, with incorporation or reduction of molecular oxygen. The coding region runs from base 207 to 1733 and encodes 508 amino acids.